UUUCUACAACACUGCAUAAAAGGCUCAGUGCUGUACAACUUUACAUGUGGUCAAGAAUUAAUUAGUCUCUGGUUUGCUACUGACUCCAGCUCCUUUCCUUGGGCUGCCAAUAGAAGAGCUGAGUGACAGAAAAAGCUAACAAUUACCUGAACCAAAGCUAUUCAACAACAAAAGCUCAUCUUUAUAGAGACAUGAAAGCUGUGAUUGGACUACAGUUGAUGCUGAUAGGAGUCUGUUGUGGUGUGGAAUCUUCCUGCAAUGCCAGAAAGAAGGAUGUUCGUUGUUUUGGAGCUUUAGGAGGAACAGUGAACCUUCGAAUAAUGGAUAAGGCCUCACAACUACCUAAAUUCAUUUGGGCAAAGAAACGCUCAGAGUUAUUCCGCUGGAUUACAAACAAGAUGGUAGCUCGUACAAAAGACAAUAGAUUUCGCUUUUUUCCAAAUAAUGGAACAGUUAGGAUCACUAACCUUAGAAGGCAUGACAGAGGUGUAUAUCAACUUAUGUUCAAGAAAGGUAGAAAGCACAAGAGCACAAGAAAACUGAAGCUGUUUAUUGAAGCUCCUGUGUCUUCUGUCUGGCUAGUCUCUAAGUGUACAUCCUCGAGAAAGCAGAGGGUUUUCUGCUUUCCUGAGGCAGGGGAAGAUUAUUUUUGCAAAUGGACUAUGGAUAAAACACCUCUGAAAAAACAGUCCUUUUUUGGAUACGUUGCGACUUGCACCAUUCUUCUGGAACCAAAGACAACAGGACGUCUUGGCUGCACAAUCAGGAAUCACAUCAGUCAUUCCUUCAGAGAGAUGAAGAUAACCAGCUGUGAAGCCAAGAAAAAAUUGACCAAAUUGGAGAAGGAUGGGGCUAACAAACCAACAGUCCCAACAAAACUGUCUCCAAAAGAGAAGGAUGGAGCUAACAAACCAAAAGUCCCGCCAAAAUUGUCUCCAAAAGAGAAGAAUGGGGCUAACAAACCAACAGUCCCCCCAAAAUUGUCUCCAAAAGAGAAAGAUGGAGCUAAGAAACCAACUGUGCCACCAAAACUGGAUGUAAAAGAGAAGAAUGGGGCUAACAAACCAAAAGUCCCGCCAAAAUUGUCUCCAAAAGAGAAGAAUCGGGCUAACAAACCAACAGUUCCACCAAAAUUGUCUCCAAAAGAGAAAGAUGGAGCUAAGAAACCAACUGUCCCACCAAAAUUGUCUCCAAAAGAGAAAGAUGGAGCUAAGAAACCAACUGUCCCACCAAAAUUGUCUCCAAAAGAGAAGAAUGGGGCUAACAAACCAACUGUCCCACCAAAAUUGUCUCCAAAAGAGAAAGAUGGAGCUAAGAAACCAACUGUCCCACCAAAAUUGGCUGUAAAAGAGAAGAAUGGGGCUAACAAACCAAAAGUCCCGCCAAAAUUGUCUCCAAAAGAGAAGAAUGGGGCUAGAAAACCAACUGUGCCACCAAAAUUGUCUCCAAAAGAGAAGAAUGGGGCUAACAAACCAACAGUUCCACCAAAAUUGGCUGUAAAAGAGAAGAAUGGGGCUAACAAACCAAAUGUCCCGCCAAAAUUGUCUCCAAAAGAGAAGAAUGGGGCUAACCAACCAAAAGUCCCACCGAAAUUGUCUCCAAAAGAGAAGGAUGGAGCUAAGAAACCAACAGUCCCACCAAAAUUGGCUGUAAAAGAGAAGAAUGGGGCUAACAAACCAACAGUCCUACCGAAAUUGGUUGUAAAAGAGAAGAAUGGGGCUAACAAACCAACAGUCCUACCGAAAUUGUCUCCAAAAGAGAAGGAUGGAGCUAACAAACCAACAGUCCCACCAAAAUUGGUUGUAAAAGAGAAGAAUGGGGCUAACAAACCAAAAGUCCCACCAAAAUUGUCUCCAAAAGAGAAGAAUGGGGCUAACAAACCAACAGUUCCACCAAAAUUGUCUCCAAAAGAGAAAGAUGGAGCUAAGAAACCAACUGUCCCACCAAAAUUGGCUGUAAAAGAGAAGAAUGGGGCUAACAAACCAAAUGUCCCGCCAAAAUUGUCUCCAAAAGAGAAGGAUGGAGCUAAGAAAUCAACAGUCCCACCAAAACUGGCUGUAAAAGAGAAGAAUGGGGCUAACAAACCAAAUGUCCCGCCAAAAUUGUCUCCAAAAGAGAAGGAAGGAGCUAAGAAACCAACAGUCCCACCAAAAUUGUCUCCAAAAGAGAAGGAUGGAGCUAACAAACCAACAGUCCCACCAAAAUUGGUUGUAAAAGAGAAGAAUGGGGCUAACAAACCAAAAGUCCCACCAAAAUUGUCUCCAAAAGAGAAGGAUGGGGUUAGAAAACCAACAGUCCCGCCAAAAUUGUCUCCAAAAGAGAAGGAUGGGGCUAAAAAACCAACAGUCCCACCAACAUUGUCUCCAAAAGAGAAGGAUGGGGCUAGAAAACCAACAGUCCCGCCAAAAUUGUCUCCAAAAGAGAAGGAUGGGGCUAACAAACCAACAGUCCCACCAACAUUGUCUCCAAAAGAGAAGGAAGGAGCUAAGAAACCAUCUGUGCCACCAAAAUUGUCUCCAAAAGAGGAGGAUGGAGCUAAGAAAACAACUGUGCCACCAAAAUUGUCUCCAAAAGAGAAGGAUGGGGCUAACAAACCAACAGUCCCACCAACAUUGUCUCCAAAAGAGAAGGAUGGGGCUAGAAAACCAACAGUCCCGCCAAAAUUGUCUCCAAAAGAGAAGGAUGGGGCUAACAAACCAACAGUCCCACCAACAUUGUCUCCAAAAGAGAAGGAAGGAGCUAAGAAACCAUCUGUGCCACCAAAAUUGUCUCCAAAAGAGAAGGAUGGGGCUAAAAAACCAACAGUCCCACCAACAUUGUCUCCAAAAGAGAAGGAUGGGGCUAACAAACCAACAGUCCCACCAACAUUGUCUCCAAAAGAGAAGGAUGGGGCUAGAAAACCAACAGUCCCGCCAAAAUUGUCUCCAAAAGAGAAGGAUGGGGCUAACAAACCAACAGUCCCACCAACAUUGUCUCCAAAAGAGAAGGAUGGGGCUAGAAAACCAACAGUCCCGCCAAAAUUGUCUCCAAAAGAGAAGGAUGGGGCUAGAAAACCAACAGUCCCGCCAAAAUUGUCUCCAAAAGAGAAGGAAGGAGCUAAGAAACCAUCUGUGCCACCAAAAUUGUCUCCAAAACAGACGGAUGGAGCUAAAAAACCAUCUGUGCCACCAGAAUUGUCUCCAAAAGAGAAGGAUGGGGCUAAAAAACCAACAGUCCCACCAACAUUGUCUCCUAAAGAGGAGGAUGGAGCUAAGAAAACAACUGUGCCACCAAAAUUGUCUCCAAAAGAGAAGGAUGAGGCUAGAAAACCAACAGUCCCGCCAAAAUUGUCUCCAAAAGAGAAGGAUGGGGCUAGAAAACCAACAGUCCCGCCAAAAUUGUCUCCAAAAGAGAAGGAUGGGGCUAGAAAACCAACAGUCCCGCCAAAAUUGUCUCCAAAAGAGAAGGAUGGGGCUAGAAAACCAUCAGUCCCGCCAAAAUUGUCUCCAAAAGAGAAGGAUGGGGCUAAAAAACCAACAGUCCCACCAACAUUGUCUCCAAAAGAGAAGGAUGGGGCUAACAAACCAACAGUCCCACCAACAUUGUCUCCAAAAGAGAAGGAUGGGGCUAGAAAACCAACAGUCCCACCAACAUUGUCUUCAAAAGAGAAGGAUGGGGCUAACAAACCAAAAGUCCCACCAAAAUUGUCUCCAAAAGAGAAGGAUGGAGCUAAGAAACCAACAGUCCCACCAACAUUGUCUCCAAAAGAGAAGGAUGGGGCUAAGAAACCAAACAUACCACCAAAAUUGUUUCCAAAAGAGAAGGAUGGGGCUAGAAAACCAACAGUCCCACCAAAAUUGUUGAACCAGGACAAAAUGCCUCCGGCUGACCCCAAGGACAUUAGCAGUAUUAUACAACGACUUCAGUCUAUAGAAAUGAAGAUCAAACAGCUGGAGGUGAACUUUGAAAUCAACGCUAACUGUGGAAAUGAGACAACUCUUCCUCAAAUCAACGGAGAGGUUGUACGCCUCGCAUCAAGCAGCUCACCCUGGAACGCUCUGGGUGCCAAGCCGAAGCAAAAGUCUCACACUGCAUAUCUGAUGAGGGGACUGACAGGGAGAACCCCUCACCUGGACGAAUCAGCGUGGCCGGCUCUGAGCCACAUAAAGACAGUUACAUCUGAAAAACCCACAGGGACCUGA
Molecule: messenger RNA, 4181 nt
Organism: Xiphophorus couchianus (Monterrey platyfish)
Lineage: Eukaryota; Metazoa; Chordata; Actinopteri; Cyprinodontiformes; Poeciliidae
Product: titin-like
Exons: 67
Coding region: 192-4181 (1329 amino acids)
Source: RefSeq, a predicted model, not a curated record